Messenger RNA from Miscanthus lutarioriparius, 975 nucleotides. The record is from the annotation of a GenBank genome assembly. Lineage: Eukaryota; Viridiplantae; Streptophyta; Magnoliopsida; Poales; Poaceae.
AUGGCCGACGAAGUUCAGCAGCUGAACAGGGCCUUCUCAGGCCUUGGCGGGCUCGGCGUGGAUGAGCCGACGAUGGUGUCGGCGCUGGCGCGGUGGCGCAAGCAGCCCGAGAAGCGGUCCGGGUUCCGCAAGGGCUUCCCGGGCUUCUUCAAGAGCCACGGCGAGAUCGACCGGUGCGAGGAGGAGUACAUGCUGCACCUGGCCGCCGAGUUCGCGCGGUUCAAGAACCUGAUGGUGCUGUGGGCGAUGCAUCCGUGGGAGCGCGACGCCCGGCUGGCGCACCACGUCCUCCACCAGCAGCACCCGGCCGCCAUCGUCGUGGAGGUGGCCUGCACGCGGUCCGCCGACGAGCUGCUGGGCGCGCGCCGGGCGUACCAGGCGCUCUUCCACCACUCCCUCGAAGAGGACGUCGCGUACCGCGCCAGGGACAAGCCCUACUGCAGCCUGCUGGUCGGGCUGGUGACCGCGUACCGGUACGAGGGUCCGCGGGUGAACGAGGAGGUGGCGAAGGCGGAGGCCAAGGCACUGGGCGCCGCCGCGAAGAGCGCGGAUGGCGGCGGCGGCUCCGGGAAGAAGCUGGUGGAGAACGACGAGGUGGUCCGGAUCCUGACCACCAGGAGCAAGCCCCACCUCGUGGAGACCUUCAAGUACUACAAGGAGAUGCACGGCAGGCACGUGGAGGAGGACCUGAGCCAGAGCAGCGGGGAGGAGACCCUGCUGGAGACCGUGCUGUGCCUCGCCGCGCCGGCCAAGUACUUCAGCCAGGUGAUCGAGGGCGCGCUGAGGGACGGCGCGGACCACCACGCGAAGGAGGCCCUGACGAGGGUGGCCGUGACGCGGUCGGACCACGACAUGGACGACAUCAGAGCCGCCUACCACCAGCAGUUCGGGGCCAAGCUGGAGGACGCCAUCGCGGCCAAGGCGCACGGGCACUACAGGGACGCGCUGCUCUCCUUGGUGGGCGCCGGCAAAUGA